Messenger RNA from Marasmius oreades (fairy-ring Marasmius), 3252 nucleotides. RefSeq lists its product as uncharacterized. Bases 64 to 3057 code for a protein of 997 amino acids. Gene Ontology annotation, biological process: regulation of DNA-templated transcription; DNA-templated transcription. Gene Ontology annotation, molecular function: DNA-binding transcription factor activity, RNA polymerase II-specific; zinc ion binding; DNA binding. Lineage: Eukaryota; Fungi; Basidiomycota; Agaricomycetes; Agaricales; Marasmiaceae. The transcript is spliced from 13 exons. The record is from RefSeq and is a predicted model, not a curated record.
GAAAUUUCUCUUCCCCACUCCCACAACACCCCUCAACAUCCCUAAUAUUCCUCGUCUGCCUAUAUGCCUACAUCCGGGCCAGGACCUGCAUCCUCAGAGGAUAAUCUGAAUCAAAGCCACUCUAGUAUACGCUCACCUUCCAACUCUACUACAUCCACAUCAACAGCAACACCCACCACAGCCCCGACACCCACAGUCAGUUUAAAGAGAAAACGAAUAACUCUUGCCUGCCAUCGUUGUCGACAAAAAAAGGGCAAAUGUGACGGCAAAAAACCCGUUUGCUCAACUUGUGAAAGCGCAGCUUCACCAUGUGAAUGGCCCGAUCCUGACCUUGAUGGAAGAAAAAAUAAAAAGACGUCGAAUGUGAGUAAGGCCAGGAAACAGACUUCCGGUGGUGCUGGAGGAAGUGGCGAUCUCAAUCAAAAAGUCCCGGAAAGUCCUUUCCUCAUGCUGGUAGACGACGACUACGACCAUCAACAUCAUUUCAAACGUGCCAGGAAGAAUCAAAAAGAACCAUAUAGUGGCCCCGGAGAAGAAUCUCCAACUCCUUCGAGCCCGAUGAACGGACAAGGCCAUCAGCGUUCACUGAAUGGACCUGACCUAUACGGCCCUCGAAAUCCUCGUCACCUUCGACAUUUCGAUCCAGUUACAGAACGUACGAAUACAGUUUCGCCACCAUCGUUUACCCAUUCAUCGUCUUCCUCGUCAAUAACACGACCGCCUUUACUUGAUUCUCAACAUGGACAUACGCAAUCACCGUUAGACGUACUACUUGCUGCUGCACUUCCAGGCUCGCAGCCUCAGUGGGGAGGAACGACAAGUCGGAUUCAGAACACUGCUCGCGAACCGCUUUCAGUACAGGAUCCGGGCACUGUGGCUACCGCGGCGCAAGAUCUUUGUUAUCAAUCAUCACGGCCACUUGGAACAAAUUUAAAUGCGAGUGCGGCGAAUGAGCCACCCUUAGUUCUACACUACAACAGGCCCUUCGGUCCUACAGCAAUUCAACCUGGCUUUGAACGCAUCUCGAUAGCAUUUCGAGCCCCCAUACCAGGUUCCCGUUGUCCAAGCCCCGUGUUAGGCGAAUCGUCCUCUUCCCCUUCCCCUUCCUCUUUCCCCGAUGUCUUCUCAUCAAACCUAGGCAACACGUCCUUUUCUUUCGAACCCAUCCAUUACACCAACUCCGACACCUUUAUCCCAGACCCCAACGCGAGCACGCCAACCGUCACCUCAUCCGACUCGCCCUACGACCCUUUAUCUGACAUACCCAAACCCAUCGUAUUACAGAAAUUAUUACCGUUGUUUUUCUCCAAGAUGGGCAGUCAUUUCCCGUUCAUUACGGAAGAGAGUCUGUUGAGUAAUAUCGAUCAUGAGGAUCCUGGAAGGCGGGUUACUGCGCCACUUAUCAUUAACGCGGUGUGUGCUCUGGGUGCAAGGUUUUCGGACAUCCCGAUAACGCGAACCCAAGCACGAGAUACUUCACAGUCACCUGCGACCUAUGGAAUACCAUUUGCAGAAAAGAUGAAACAGCUGCUUGUACCGCUUCUAGGGUUUCCAACGUCGAAUACGGUCGCCGCGCUUUUAUUUCUAGCGUAUUUUUCGUUUGGGUUGAAUAAUGAAGGAGCGUUGUGGGCGUAUUCUGGGAUGGCUCUCCGGAUGGCGGUGGACCUUGGGUUGCACCAGGAUAUCGCAAGCUCCCCAUACUCUUCCGCUGCUUCUCAAAACGACAUACGAGGUGCCAGUGACCGACUAUUGUGGUGGUCAUGUUUUAUUCUUGAUCGAAUGUUGGCAUUCGGAACGGGUCGGCCUGUGACGGUAAAGGAUCGAGAGAUUAAGGCAUCAUUACCUGUGGAAGAAGAAAUUCUCCUAGUUCAGUCAUCACCUUCUUGUUUGAGCUCCGGUUGUGGUAGCAACCGUGGUGGUCACGGUGGUCCCGGUGUCGCACCUUCACCGUUUCCGUAUCAUGUGAAGAUGUUUCAGUUGUAUGGAGCAUUGGCGGAGACGAUCAAUGUAGUUGAGCCUAGUUGGAAGCCUGAAUCGGAUCAACCACCUUCGAGGGGGGAGAAACAGCAGCAGGAGGAAUUGGAGGGACCGAAAGGGAGUACGAGUACGAGCCAAAGUCGGAGUGCGAGUGUGGGUGCCGCAGACGAAACGAAUUUGGCGGAAGUUGAGGAUAUGAUUACGCUUGCGUAUAAUUCGUUACCUGAUUUGAUGGUGUUCAAUGCCGAUAAUCUUCGGAUCCACGCAAAGAACUCCUCUAGUCCUACUUUUCUUGCCCUUCAUCUAUGGUACAACGCCAUAAUAAUAAUGCUAUAUCGACCCCCACUCAUCCAUCCUCGGGUCAACGCAUCCCGUUCGAGCCUUCAAGACCGACUGGCAGUCGUGAACAACUCUUGCCUGGCGAUUAGCAACAUCCUCAAUUCGGCGGAUUUGGUAGACUCGUUUGCGUACCUGGCUUCUCCAUUUGUGAACCAGUGCUUUUUUGUGGCUGCCAGUGCGUGGAUUCAGGACCAUCGAAUCCGGACGGGGAGAGAUAUCUUAGCCUCUUCAACGACGAAUACUACCAACGGUGCUUCCUUCACCUCUGACAUGAACACGAACACGAAUAAUAAACACCCAUCGAUACUUUUAGGCCUGCCGUCGACCGGCUCCUCUUCCACAACAUCUAUCCUCUCCCAAACCGCACUAACAAAUUUCAAACUAUGUAAAAAAGCUCUUUCGAGGCAAGGUAGUUAUUGGAUGGGAGUAGGUUGGAUACGAGCCGUUGUCGAAAGGUAUGCUAGUCAUCGGAAGAGGGUAGGGCUUGUGAAAGCUACUGAGGGGGUAGAAACGUUUGUCAGUCAUCAGGAGAUGGAGAUAUUUAGGAGGUUGGUUAAGAGGACUAUGGGAGAGAGUCCUGGUGAAGGGGAGGUCAUUGAGUUGGAAGCGCUGGCGGCCAUGUUGGGACAAGGACAAGCUCCGUUAAGCGAGGACGAUUGGGCUUUGGCGUAUAGUUUUGCGUCGUUUACCGCUACAGGUGGUGGGAAUGGGGCUGGUGGGUACACCGAUCCGUUUUCGUAAAUAUCGUUGUGUCGGCUGUCCCCCGUUUUCUCGUGAUGGUGGUUAGAUUUCUUCAGGUUCUACCGUAUACUUUAGUUUAUCAGUUCUAUUCGCUGAUAUGGUUGAGGUUGGGACUUUCUUUUUUUUUGUAUAUGAGGAAACAUGUAUCGAGUAACCUUUGUAUUUGGGAUUCGGUUUGUCGGUUCUUGCGAGGCG